This is a messenger RNA of Cylicostephanus goldi, 701 nucleotides long. The record is from the annotation of a GenBank genome assembly. Lineage: Eukaryota; Metazoa; Nematoda; Chromadorea; Rhabditida; Strongylidae.
AUGGGAGCUCACGUUGCCUUUCGUGAUCGACCCACAACAGCCAUAUCGAGAAGCGCUUCUACGGUAUACUCUUCAAAGCCGAACGUACUCUUUUGCGAUGUUGAACUCAACCAUGGAGAGUCCCGUCAGUUCAGCUGCGAGAUUCCUCUUCCUAUGCACGAAUUGCCACCUUCAUUUCGUGGUCACCUUGUCAGGUAUCUCAAUCGGAUAACCGUAGCUGUGCAACAUGUUCGAGCACCUAUUAAACUUAUGCACAUACCAGUGAGUAUGACAAAUGCUAAAGGUAAAGUUGCGACUAUGACGCUAUUCAAGAAAACUUUUCGAUUAGGAGAAGAUGUUUUGGGAAUACUUAGUUUUGAAGAUUCCGGAGUCCCUUGUGUGCAAUAUUCCGUACAUCUCGAAACUGUAGAACAGCUUGCCGAGGAUGUAGUGGGAGAGCGUGGCGAAGUCAAAACGGAAGGAAUGCUGCAGGAGAACGUCGCUGUACAUUCGAAUGACUAUGUUGUCUGCGCCUAUGCAUCCGAAAGUUCAUUUCGGUUAUCGAUACCCAUGCACGCUCCCCCAACUUUUCACACAGAUACUGUACACUUAAAAUGGAGGUUGCGGUUUGAAUUUGUUACAUCUGAACCUUUGAUCAACGUUGUUUAUGGUGAAGUGUGCAAAGCACCCAUCGGUCAGUUUCAAUUCAUAAAUUUCUGACA